Molecule: messenger RNA, 663 nt
Organism: Helianthus annuus (common sunflower)
Lineage: Eukaryota; Viridiplantae; Streptophyta; Magnoliopsida; Asterales; Asteraceae
Product: 60S ribosomal protein L35-2
Exons: 4
Coding region: 139-510 (123 amino acids)
Biological process (GO): maturation of LSU-rRNA from tricistronic rRNA transcript (SSU-rRNA, 5.8S rRNA, LSU-rRNA); translation
Cellular component (GO): ribosome; cytosolic large ribosomal subunit
Molecular function (GO): structural constituent of ribosome; mRNA binding
Source: RefSeq, a predicted model, not a curated record
ACCUGGGCCUGUGGUACAGUUUGCUAAGCCCAAUUUAUAUCACCAGUUCCAUUCGUACAUAUAAAGCCCGCCAAAACGGAACCCUAAUUUCGCGAUUUGCCAUUGCAGCUUCCUUCUGUUCCGAUUCCAGUUAAUCAAAUGGCUCGGAUCAAAGUUCAUGAGCUUCGUGGCAAAUCAAAGGCCGAUUUAUUCGCUCAAUUGAAGGAUCUGAAAGCUGAGCUUGCUCUUCUUCGUGUCGCCAAGGUCACUGGUGGUGCUCCCAACAAGCUCUCAAAGAUAAAAGUUGUGAGGACCUCAAUUGCGCAGGUGCUGACCGUGAUUUCACAGACCCAGAAAUCAAUGCUUAGAGAAGCUUACAAGAAGAAGAAGUACCUCCCGCUUGAUCUGCGUCCCAAGAAAACCAGAGCCAUUCGCAGGCGGCUCACCAAGCAUCAGGCUUCGUUGAAGACAGAACGAGAGAAAAAGAAAGAGAAGUACUUCCCGUUGAGGAAGUAUGCGAUCAAGGCUUAGGUUUGGUAGUUUUAAGAUUUUGAAUUUGAAUUUUGUGUGUUCUUUUAUCGGUUUGUUGGAUUCGGAAGGUUAUGUUAACAUUGGAUCAAAGCAUUUUUGAUAAUCAGAUUUUGAUCAUCAUUUGUAUUUGAGCAUAAAUAGUUGCCUUUUCAA